Molecule: messenger RNA, 2694 nt
Organism: Oreochromis niloticus (Nile tilapia)
Lineage: Eukaryota; Metazoa; Chordata; Actinopteri; Cichliformes; Cichlidae
Gene: soat2
Product: sterol O-acyltransferase 2
Exons: 16
Coding region: 198-1793 (531 amino acids)
Biological process (GO): cholesterol efflux; cholesterol metabolic process
Cellular component (GO): endoplasmic reticulum membrane
Molecular function (GO): fatty-acyl-CoA binding; cholesterol O-acyltransferase activity; cholesterol binding
Source: RefSeq, a predicted model, not a curated record
CAGGAGGGGACACAGAUCAUAAGACUUGUAUCAUACUUAAACAACAGUCAGUAUCAGUGGAAACUGACUGAAACAGAGGCUCUCAUCCUGUGCACUGCUGAGUGGACCUGAACUUAAAAGUCUGCAUCAGUACAACAGCACGUGCAUUCAUUGAAAACAGCAUUUUCCGAGACUAACCUCCAGUCGUGAGGGUAGCCAUGACGACCACAGAGGCUGAUAGCAGGGUACAUAAUCGGAACAUCAAGGCCCGACAGUCAUCUGACAACUCAAGCUCUGCUGGCAAUCAUGAUAAGGUGGCGGAAGAAGAUGCGAGGCAGUGGGAAAGAUGUACUGAGAAGAUCAAAAUAAAAGUCAUGGAGCAGGUUCAGGAUCAGCUCAAUGAAAUUCUAGACAGAGUUCUGACUGAGUCCGUCCAGUCCCUCUCCAACACCCAGUCAACGGUAAAUGGAAAGACAAAAAAUAUAAGCUCAUCCAGAUCUCAGAGAAUGGAUGAUGGCAAAGUGUUUAUGGCCAGGGCGUCACUGCUGGAUGAACUGUUCGAGAUCAGCCACAUCCGGACCAUUUACCACAUGUUCAUAGCUGUUCUCCUCAUCUUCUUUUUGAGCACUCUGGCUGUUGACUACAUCGAUCAGGGCAGGUUAGUGUUGGAGUUUGACCUGCUGUUCUACGCCUUUGGGAAGCUGGGCACGGUCACUGUAGCCUGGGCCAUCAUGUUUUCUUACACGCUGAUCGUUCCCUAUUACACCCUGCUGUUUUGGGGCUCUUUGUACCACAAAGUCCCCUCCAAGUUGGGGCUGUCUCUGGGGACGGGGCUGAUCCUGUCUGUCAUACAGACCUGCAUACUUGGAGUCUUCCCCAUCUAUGUUGUUGUGCACCACCAGUUGCCACCUGCAUCGCGGUUUAUUGUGAUAUUGGAGCAGAUUCGAUUCCUGAUGAAAACCUACUCGUUCUUAAGAGAAACGGCUCCUGUUAUCAUGAAGAAUGCUCCAAAGGAAGGAGAAAAUCCCAGAUUCCCAACAUUCUCCAGCUAUCUGUACUUCCUCUUCUGUCCAACACUCAUUUACAGGGAAUCAUACCCUCGAAAUCGCCACAUACGAUGGAACUAUGUUGGUAUUACUCUUGGCAUGAUUUUGGGGUGCCUGUUCUACGGCUACUUUAUCCUGGUGCGUCUCUGCGUGCCGGUCUUCAGAACCCAGACCAACGUACCUUUCAGUAAACGAACAAUGGUUCUGGCUAUUUUUCACUCUAUAUUACCAGGAAUAAUGCUCCUCCUGCUGUGUUUCUUUGCCUUCCUGCACUGCUGGCUCAACCUCUUCGGGGAGCUCCUGCGUUUUGCUGACAGAAUGUUCUAUAAGGACUGGUGGAACUCUACGUCUUUUGCUAACUAUUACCGUACCUGGAACAUAGUGGUUCAUGACUGGCUGUAUUACUAUGGAUACAGGGACUUUCUUUGGCUGUCAAACAGGAAAUUCCGAACUGCUGCCAUGCUCUCGGUUUUCAUCGUCUCUGCCGUCGUCCACGAGUAUGCUUUGGCCAUGGGGUUCGGCUUCUUCUACCCCGUCAUGUUCUUGCUCUUUGCUGUCUUUGGAGUGGCAUUCAACUUCACCAUGAACGACAAGCGACAGAGCCCUGUCUGCAAUAUCAUCAUGUGGGUGUGUCUCUUCAUCGGUCAGGGUGUGCAGGUGUGCCUGUACUGCCAGGAGUGGUACGCCCAGAUAUACUGCCCACGGACAGGGAAUAGUUUCUGGGAGCUGGUGAUGCCUCGAUCUUGGUCCUGCAGCUACCAGAGAUGAGGCCAUCCCUCUCGCAGGCAGGAGGAAUAAAUGAUGAAGUCUGAAAGUCUGAAAAUGAAGAUGGAGCUCUGCAAGGCCUGAUGGACUGAGUGUGGGAGAGAGCAAGGUUUUCUGUUAUCAGUGCGUAAAAGAUUUAUUGCAGUCAGGAUGUCGUGUCACUGAACUAUUUCAGGUUUUUAUUUGUGCUGGUGGUAUUUUUAUCAUUAAUUUUCAUUAAAAUGGGCUGUAACCGAGCAUGCAGAACAUAUAGAACAUCAUACCAUCUGAUAACAACGGCACAUAAUACAACCUGGUAGUUCAGUGACAUUUAGACUUUUGAAAGGUGGAGCUAGCCCAGCUGUUUCCCCUUUUAUAUGAGAAGUCAGCCUAGUCAUAUACACAAUACUGUAGAGGAGAAAAAUAAGUACUGUAUGAUUACAAACCAUACAAGAUCUUAAUAAAUAAUAUUUUUUAAGCAUUAAAUACAUUUAAAUAUGGUAUUAACAAGCCCUUACAGGCUUCAGGUUUAUUACAGUUAGAAUAUUUAAUUGCAUUUCAUGCCUAGCUUAUUUUUAUUCCAGACAUGUUUACAAAAACAUUUUUGUUCUUUUCGUUAUUGUAGAUUUUUAUAUGAGUUUUCUGUUUGUAGGACUGAAAAAAACUUAAAAGUGACAGAAAACUUUAAACAGGCUUUGACAAACACCGGGCACCUGGCCUGCAGUGUGUGUGUGCGCGUGUUUAAUCCUGCCUCGGUUGACAUUCAGCUGCCAGGGGUUGGCUGGGAAAGCAGGUAUCUUAACCAGCCAACCACAGGCUGCACAGCAUCUUAUCAGUAUGCUACAAAGCCUCUGUUUGCCUGCCUGCAACGUCAUCCAGGAAGAAGAGGAUUACCAUUGGUACAGUGUUUGCAUUAAUGAUGUAA